AUGGACGAGGAAAGUCUAAGUCGGAUUUGUGUUAGUGCCUUCUCGGAUAGUGAUAUUGUAGAAGCGAAAAACUUGUUAUUUGGAGCUAUAACAACAGGUUCAAAACGCAAUAUUACAAGGAAGAAAGAUGGGAAAAAGCAACGUGAGAUCGAAGAUAUAAUCAAUUUACUGCAGGUGACUCAUCCCAAUGACAGACCGGUUUUUGUUGCAAAAGAUCUGCAGAAACUGCCGCCUGUAUUAUUUGAUCAUGUUGACGUAACAAAGUUACUGAAAGAUCUAACAAAAAUGAGAAGUGAAAUGGAAGAAAUAAAAUCGCAAUAUGUGUCUACUAGUCAAUUGGAUUCAAUCAAGCAGGACAUAGCAGAGUUAAAAAAGUUUACCAGUGAAAACAGUUCUUGUUACUCGUAUGUAAACACAAGGCGAAGAGGUGCAACGCAUAUGAUCGACAGUUGUGAUUAUGAUAGCAGCCCGAUGGGAUUGCAACAUUUUCCUAUUACUCAAAACAAUUCAUCGGAUCAAUUGUUAUUACCUCAAAGGGAAACUGUAUCACCUCCUACCCACUAUACGUCAAAAUUAACGGAUCAGAACAACCACACAGAAUCAGAAGAUGAGAUUAAUCGGAUACAACGUGAAACGAAUUUGGGUUCACAUUUGUGCAUUGACAACAACACCGAGCAGGUACGGGCGGAGGCAUCACGGAAAAAUUACAAUAACAGCAGUGCGAGGUGCUCGGGACACACAGCCGCAGCGGACGCCCAACCGCUGUCAGAAACAGAAGCCAACAAAACGCUUGCUCAAAUUGUUAAUGAGGGAGAGUGGACCUUGGUACAGAAACAGAAGAAGAAAAUUAAAAACCGAUUUGUCGGAAAUAUAGGAAAAGCUGUAACAGAAUCUAAGAGUAAAUUUAAGGCAGCCAAUGAACAAGUAGUCUUGUAUGUCUAUCAUGUGGAUAAACAAGUGACACAGGAUGACAUCGCAGACUAUGUUAAAGAAAAGGCAGACAUCUCUGUGAAUAUUGAGAAAAUGAUAAUGAAGGUACCUAAGAGUUAUGAUGCAUAUAAAAUCUCGAUUCCUAAACUCAAAUAUGACAUUUUCAUGAGAGAUGAUUUUUGGCCUGAAGGUAUAUCCUAUCGCAGAUUUAUAGACUUUGCUAAUAAGAAAGUGAAUAAUACUAACAAGUAA
Spodoptera litura is the source of this 1182-nucleotide messenger RNA. RefSeq lists its product as uncharacterized. Lineage: Eukaryota; Metazoa; Arthropoda; Insecta; Lepidoptera; Noctuidae. The record is from RefSeq and is a predicted model, not a curated record.